AAGACGGUAAUUGCACGUAGCAUGUGCAUGAAUAUUUGUGAAAACAGUGGACAUGCAUAACUGCUAAAUAAUCUGCUAGACAGAAAAGUUAAUUCAGAUCUCAUAAUAUAACUACUGAAGCCAUUGAGGCUUUUUUACAUUCCUUACAUUCCAACGGCCACAUUAACUCUAAACACUCUAAACACAGAAAUGCAAAAGGAUGUUAGUAUCCUGCACUCGGAUCAAUCAGGUCAUCACGUAGAAGGACACACAAAUAUUACUGUCAUUAUAUAUCACGGCAGUCAUCUGCAUCACAUGAUGCAUCUUGCCUCCCGUGACGAGCAGCGUAGCAGGUCAUUCCCCCCGAUCGACAGGAGAAUGGUCACAUGGGGAGUUUGGGGAGAAUGGUAACGACGUCAGCCAUAUGCCAAGGCCUUUUCCCCGAUAAUCACCCUCGAUCCCGACUGAGCAUCCAUGGUGCCAUUUCUGCCAGUGUCUGUGGCAACGCUCACACCCGCCCGCCCCCCUCGGCACAGAGGUGGAGGCCCUGUGGUGAUCUCCUCACAGCGAUGAUGUCAGUAAUGAUUAGCGCUGACAUUUCCCUCUAAGACAUGAGCACAUCAACAUGCUACUACCCCUGCUACAUUUGACCAUAUACCCAUCAGACAACAAAAACACAAACUGAUCCACAAUAACUAAUAUAUACUUAAAACAACUUCCGUUGGAUGGGCUAAAGUAGCCUGUACAUUUUCUUUUCUUUCUUGCAGCUCUCAAAUUAAUUUUCCGCACAGACUGUUUGACCUUUAUACCAGUUUCUCACAGAUGCUGCAAAUGGCAGCGCGUGUGCUCUGGAGAAAUUUGGACAGUUUGUGAUCAAAACCAUGUGUUGUUUACCGAUUCCCACCAAUCCACGGGCUUAUAUACUGUCAGCAGCUCUACUUGCACAGUCAUGGCCCAGUCUUCCACGAAGGGGAGGCUGCAAUGAGCUGCCUCUUCGAUGUGUGUGUUGCCUGUAAGUAUUUAAUAGAUAUAUAGGCAACAGCAGUAGACAACAGUUCACCGUAAGGAUGCUGCAAAGAAGUUCACGGGGUUGCAAAGAAUUUAGAAUAAAACGUGCGCACAAACAAAUUUGACCUCGUCUCACGGGAAUAAAAGUGAAGGGAGGAGGGGAAACACUCUCUCACUGUCCCGCUGUGCCUGUCGUCACUCGGCUCCAGUUCUGUGGACAGAUGGAGAGAUGGAGAGGGGGCGGGGUCUUAUUUCGCGCACACCCAGGCGAGGUGUGAUGGGAGGAACAAGGCAGACUGUCUCCACACUGGAUGAAGAGAUGAGCAGUGGCAGACAUGGACAGACGGGAGGACAAGCCGGACCUGAUUCCACCGCCUCCCGUUUUCUUCCCUUUGACUCUUUGACGUACACGAAUCAGCAUGGAGGUUGACGGGGACACAACUUUACCUACAUCCGCUGACUAUUUGCCGCUGCAGCUCGAAUUGAAUCAGCUGGAUUUGGAUCAUUGAAUGUGCAAAACCUCUGUUGUUUAUUUUUCUCCAGGACAUCUGCAGCGUGAGGACAAAGAGCAUGAUGCUCAGUCCCGACCAUCCCGAGCCCGAGCUGCCCUGGGGACAGACGGACACAGAGCACCUCCUGGACAACGUUCAUGUGCUUGGCGAGGGCAGGGCGUGCUCCGGCCACGUGCCCACCCUCAGCAGGGAGGAGAAGAGGCGGAGGAGGCGCAAGACGGCCAGAUAUCGAUCCGCGCACGCCACCAGGGAGCGGGUCCGCGUGGUGGCCUUCAACGUGGCCUUUGCGGAGCUGAGAAAGCUGCUCCCGACGAUUCCACCCGACAAGAAGUUGUCCAAGAUCGACAUCCUGAGACUCGCAAUUUGUUACAUCUCUUACCUCAACCACGUGCUGGAUGUCUAGGCUAUAGGUGAUCGGCC
Scophthalmus maximus (turbot) is the source of this 1919-nucleotide messenger RNA. RefSeq names its product helix-loop-helix protein 2-like. The record is from RefSeq and is a predicted model, not a curated record. Gene Ontology annotation, biological process: regulation of transcription by RNA polymerase II. The transcript is spliced from 2 exons. NCBI's taxonomy places the organism in Eukaryota, Metazoa, Chordata, Actinopteri, Pleuronectiformes, Scophthalmidae. Gene Ontology annotation, molecular function: RNA polymerase II cis-regulatory region sequence-specific DNA binding; DNA-binding transcription factor activity, RNA polymerase II-specific; protein dimerization activity. Bases 1558 to 1902 code for a protein of 114 amino acids.